AUGGGCGAUCAAGACAUUGCUUUUCGCUUCAACAUCUGUGAGAUGAGGAGCUUUCAUUUUGCCGUGGGCUAUGUUGAUACGAUCGACAUGGACGAUGAUGACGAUGAUGACGCAUGGUGCUCAGAAAUACGGGUUAUGAGACAUGCUUUCGGUGGUGGUGGUGUGGCCUACGAGCACUUCUCUACACGCACCCAGCUGCCGCACAAGCUGCUCGACGUGAGGCCUCAGGAGCGUGUGCUACAGGAGAAUCAAACAUCACCAUCCUCCGUGUACGCGGAAGAGGUACCCUUUCUUGAAGGAGGCAUUUUUGACAUGGCUAUGGUAAGAUUGGGAGCGCUCGCCCUAUCGCUGGAGACGGAGAAAGACUUGGGUGAUCCGAUGCGCGGGCAAAGAUCGGAGAGAGAGAGAGAGGGAAUAUUGCAGAGGGGGCUGAGCGCGGGUGUGCACAGGUCUGCCAAGAUAUUGGCAGUCGAGCGUUUAUGCGCUGGUCCCGGCAUGUUUCGGCCGGCAAGGGUUCUUUAA
Trichoderma reesei QM6a is the source of this 522-nucleotide messenger RNA. RefSeq lists its product as uncharacterized. Lineage: Eukaryota; Fungi; Ascomycota; Sordariomycetes; Hypocreales; Hypocreaceae. The coding region runs from base 1 to 522 and encodes 173 amino acids. The transcript has 3 exons. The record is from RefSeq and is a predicted model, not a curated record.